This is a messenger RNA of Gossypium arboreum, 735 nucleotides long. RefSeq names its product dehydrodolichyl diphosphate synthase CPT3-like. Gene Ontology annotation, biological process: polyprenol biosynthetic process. Gene Ontology annotation, cellular component: endoplasmic reticulum. NCBI's taxonomy places the organism in Eukaryota, Viridiplantae, Streptophyta, Magnoliopsida, Malvales, Malvaceae. The record is from RefSeq and is a predicted model, not a curated record. The transcript has a single exon. The coding region runs from base 1 to 735 and encodes 244 amino acids.
AUGGACGGAAAUCGAAGAUACGCCAAAAGAAAACUAUUAGAAGAAGGCGCUGGGCACGAUGCGGGCGCUAUGGCGCUGUUGAAUUUGAUCAUUUAUUGCUAUGAACUCGGAGUGAAAUACAUUACCGCUUAUGCUUUUUCCAUCGAUAAUUUUCGAAGAAAGCCAAGUGAAGUGCAAAAAAUAAUGGAUUUGUUGAAGGAAUGUAUGACGGUGUUGGCCAAGAUUGCGAAGCAUCAUCCGAUCAAAGUUAAUUUCGCUGGAAACCUCGAGCUUUUGAAUGCAGAACUUAGGGAUGAAGCUUGUAAACUCAUGGGAGCAACCGCCGAGUAUUCCAAAUUCGUUGUCACGAUUUGUGUAUGCUAUUGUUGCACUGACGAUAUCGUUCAUUCCGUCGAAGAAUCUUGCCGAGAAAAAUGCUAUUAUCAUAGUUAUAUCGGAGAUAGUCAUGAUGACGAUAAAGACGAUGAUGACAAAGAUGAUGAGAGGCAUAUGAUAAAUUUGGUAGACAUUGAAAAAAAUAUGUAUAUGGCGGUUACACCAGAUCCCGACAUUUUGAUACGCACCGGCGACAAGCAUCGACUAAGCAAUUUCCUUCAAUGGCAAACUUGUCAUUCCCUUUUGGCAUCAUUGUCUACAGAUUGGCCGGAGAUUGGUGUAUGGCAUUUGGUGAAAGUGGUUAUAGAUUUUCAGCAAAACUACGAUUAUUUUGUUAGAAAAAGGUUGCAACAAUUAUAA